AUGGCUCAAGACGGUUCCCAAGACCACCAGGACACUGCCUCCUCCGACGAGCGCAGCUUCGUGCCCCCGACGACCAUGACCUUGCUGGAUCCCACUGAGAACGACAACGGUGGAUCCAGGAUUGGCAGCCCAGUGGGCAUGGAUGCCAGCAAGGGGAAGGACGUCGUCCCAAAUGCCAUUCAAGGUGGAGAAGACAGCGGCGGCAAGGCCAACACCAGCAGAUCCGAAGGUAAGAACUCGGCAGCAGCCAUAGCUGCCGCCGACGCCGCGGGAGACGGCCUCACCACCAAGGGUAAGAACUCCUUGGCUGCUGACGACGACGGCGAGCUCAAGGUGCAGAUCAUCAUGGAGCGAGAGCGCCGAAGGCGCAUGAAGGAAUUGUUCAGCACCCUGCGUGAUCUCAUGCCCCACGUCCCCAAGAAGGUCGACAAGGCGACCCUAGUCGAAGAGACGAUUGACUUCAUCAGGUCCCUAGAGAAGACCAAGACCCAGCUGGAGAAGCAGAGGCAGCAACAAGUGCUCGCACGGCAAGCCGCUGCUGAAGCUGGGGCAUCCUCCUUGUCGGUUUCACGCACCGCGCACGGGAUGGCGGCCUUGUCAGAUGGCUGGGGCCCUGCGCCUCAGCAGGCGCCUGCUGCUGCAUCUGCGGCAGCGAGGCCGGUCGAGUUCCAGACGUGGUCGACACCGAACGUCGUGCUGAGUGUGCUGACGAACGGCGAGGCUGUCAUCAACGUCUGCGCGCCGCGGCAACCCCGCAUGCUGACAAUGGUUGUGUCCGUGCUGAAGAAGCACGGCAUCGACGUGGUCUCGGUGCAGGUUGCGGCCGACCGCGCCAGGAGCAUCUUCACCAUCUAUACCCGUGUGAAUGGAGCUGGCGGGGAGAACCCAUCGGCCGAGGACAUGUACAAGCUGGUGGUGUCGGAGAUCAUGGUGUGGCUCUCCAGCUAG
Molecule: messenger RNA, 948 nt
Organism: Setaria italica (foxtail millet)
Lineage: Eukaryota; Viridiplantae; Streptophyta; Magnoliopsida; Poales; Poaceae
Product: transcription factor bHLH95
Exons: 3
Coding region: 1-948 (315 amino acids)
Biological process (GO): regulation of DNA-templated transcription; endosperm development
Molecular function (GO): DNA-binding transcription factor activity; protein dimerization activity
Source: RefSeq, a predicted model, not a curated record